Closterium sp. Naga37s-1 is the source of this 1951-nucleotide messenger RNA. NCBI's taxonomy places the organism in Eukaryota, Viridiplantae, Streptophyta, Zygnematophyceae, Desmidiales, Closteriaceae. The record is from the annotation of a GenBank genome assembly.
GGAACACAUGGAUCGCCAUCGGGGCACGGCCGCGGACACGUACAACCCGGACGAGUUCAAGAAGAUGAUGCGGAAGACCAGCAUGGCCGCCAUCUUGAGCAGCUUCACACUAGCCAAGCAACAGUACACGCAGGCACUGCAUCGCGACCUCUGCAUCCGGACGAUGACCGUCCUGGGUCAUCACACACUAGCCCGCGGGUGCACGAUCCGAAACCUCCAGCUUCCAGACAUGAUGAUGUGGAAGCUCGGCGCAAAAUCCGAGACGGACCCAGUGCGAAACGCGUUCGCUUUUGUCUGCGCGUGCAGGACGGGCAAGACAAACAAGGACUUCUCGCUCAACUACAUCUCGGCAGUGAGACACAUAGAUUGGACUCUGUGCGCGGUCGGAGCCACGCUGCUCUGGCUGCACUGGGUGUACGACUUGGUCCCCAUCCUCUACGGGGACAUAGCCCCCCCUCUCGACUUCACGGAACCCUCGACGUGGUACGACCAGUACCUCUUCUUCCCCCUUCGCGCGGGCACAGAGAAGCAGAUACCGCCCACGACUCAUCACGACUGGGCGGCGAAGAUUCUGGGGGACGCGGGAAUCACAUGCUCGCGUGUGGUUCACGCGACGAGAGCUGGUGGGGCUCGGCACGCGUCCGCGGACGAAAUGCCCUCUGAUCAGCUGGCGAGACUGGGGGGUUGGCGCUUCAUCGACGUGAUGACUAAGCACUACCUCACAACUAUUCCGAGGGAGGCCGUGCUCCUGAAGGCUGGCUUCACAGAGGUUGAUGGUGACUACUUCCUGGGUCGCGCAACUGUUCCGGUGAGUGAGAAGCUGGAGAAGCAAUUGAGGAAGCACAUUUUCCCCUGGGCCGCACCGGACAAAGGACAGAAACAGUGCCAUGAUUACAACCGGAAGAUGGUCAGCGAGGACAAGGCGGAGAAGCAGGACACCGCGGGUCUAAACAUACUGAAGGAGUUGGAUGGGGAGGCUAGGAUGGCGGUCGCGCAAGACCUGGCCAUGUAUUACAUCCACCAGCCGCGACACCCGUACGUGGUCAACAACCCGCUCUGCCAGACGGAGGAAUUUGCGCGGUGGGCAGCAGAUGAGGUCAGUACCAGAAUGGACGCGCAGAACCAGGUGACCGUCCUCACUGAGUACCUAACUCGUUCGCAAGCGGACAACACCAGGCUGGGUGUAGAGUUGGUAGCGACUCAUAAACGGGUGAAAGAGCUGGAGGGUCUAUUGGAAGAACGCGAUCGGGAGCUGGCCGCGAAAGACAAACGCGUGAAUGAUCUGGAGGCCCAGCUGUCGCGUCUCACCGUGAGCAGCUCAGGGCCGACCGCGGAUCCGAGUCCGGCAAACACUCCUAGAGCCGCGGCCGCACCUACCAAUGCCGCAACCCCCACCGACCAGGGAACGCGUAAGAAACCCGCACAGCCGACCAGGGACGAGACAAUUCGGGACGCAAUCAUGAAACCGUGGGUCAACGCGACCAAGCCGUCGGACGGAUGGAAGCUGUACAAGUCCACGCACCCGCUGAUCGGUGAGAGUCCAGAGUCGCCCCUGUCCCAACCCCGCGGUGCAGUUACGCGAAUGGCCGAGCUCAUUGGGAAGGAGGGAGGCGGCCAGAACGCCGCCCAGAACGCGAUAAACCGUGUAAAGCGAGUCAUGGACUUCAUCUCCCGCAGGGUGGAGCAGGGAGACAACAUCGCGGUCGUGCUCGACAAGCUCGACCUCGUGUCUCGAACUGUGGGCAUGUCGGGUGUGUCGGAAGGUAUCGCGGUGAAGAAGAAGAGUGUUGACUUGAACCUGAGCGAGCUGAAAAAAGGUUCUCCGGCGGAGGUGCAGUUGCGGGUGAAAUGGAUGCUGGUACGCGACCGCAUGAUCGAUGCCUCUCUACCCGCGUCAGAGUUUCCGGUCGCGUGGCCUCAGUACUGUGCCCAGAUGCCCCGACUAGCUUAA